This is a messenger RNA of Adineta ricciae, 675 nucleotides long. The record is from the annotation of a GenBank genome assembly. Lineage: Eukaryota; Metazoa; Rotifera; Eurotatoria; Adinetida; Adinetidae.
AUGUUGACAUACGAAAGUAUCACGAUUGGUCAACGUGUGGAGGUUUUACACAACAAUCAACUCUUGCUUGGAAAAGUUCUUUACAAAGGACCAGUUGUUAAUCGACGCGGGUUAUGGAUUGGUGUUGAUUUGACUACUCCGCAUGGAGAUAAUGAUGGUACUUUGAAAGGCCGAGUUUAUUUUCGAGCGCCAAUGAACUAUGGUCUCUUCACGACGAUUGAUAAUGUUCGAUUAGCAUCGGACUUUUCACGGAAACCAAGAUCAAAAUAUCGAACAGUGAACAAAAAGAGUGUUGUUGAAGAGGAAUUAUUUGGUAAUACAGAUCCAUUAACUUUACCACCUCCGAGGAGUAAUGCAACUAUUUCCAACUCGAAAGUGACUUCUUCAUUGAAGAAUCCUCAUGAACGUCCACGAACAGUUGGUCUAUACGAGAUAGAGAAGCGAUAUCCACGGCCACAAACAUUGAUUAACAAAUACGACGACAAAUCGCGCGAUCUAGAAAGUAUGAUGUCUAGUCGAUCAUAUACAACAGAACAUAGUUUUGCACCCAUUCCGUCCAUUCCGUGCGUCUUUAUGCCGCCAUCCGAAGUCGAUCGAGCGAAACGAAACGCUUUCUCAGGCAUGCCUCUUCCUCGGUACACGGUCGUCGCCGAUCAACACGAUUUUCUCGAUUGA